Molecule: messenger RNA, 1926 nt
Organism: Phaedon cochleariae (mustard beetle)
Lineage: Eukaryota; Metazoa; Arthropoda; Insecta; Coleoptera; Chrysomelidae
Source: the annotation of a GenBank genome assembly
AGUGACACGUUGCUAUUGCACUUGGCCGAUCGAGCCCUGCGAAAACCGAAAUUAAUUACGAAACAUAUUUAGCUACAAGCUAUCCAGCAAUCAUUGGCAACAGAUAACGUCUAUCGCUACGUUCGCAGAGGUGACCAAACAAUCGCGACGAAAAUUUCGAAUUCAUCGCCAAAUAUGCCAGGUAAAUAUAGAAUUCCUUGGUAACGCGCGAUGGGUUUGCUCCUGUCAGUCCUAGUGGCGUGCGUCGGCGUCAUAGAACUCAUCGCCUUCUUCCACAACGUGCAAAGACACCUGGUAUGGCCUCCAAUCCGCGCGGACCUGACACCCAUUGGCCUGCGGUACGCGGGCGAGCUAAAAAACGCCAGGCGACGGAUACUAGGUGACCUUCAGAGCCUGCAGGAGGCAGGCACCUCUUCCAGCGUCCCCACUUUGAAGAUCAACAGUCACGAAGACAUAGAAUUGGAAUAUGGUGAGGAUGUGACACGUUCUAGGAGUCCUAGCCCCAGAAGGUUCCUAGUUACCGAGAAAGAGGUGGUUACUAAGAGAGAUAACUCCCCUAGACGCUUCGUGGUAUCUGAAGAGGCUGAUGGCACUUUGAGGAAGUCCAAGUCUCGGGAUUCCAUUCCGGAGUUUCUAAUAAAGGAGGAGAAGAACCUCGAUAAAGCCCUCAACAAGCCAAGGUACGUGUUGAGGGAGCAACAAGGAAGCUCAGAGUCUCCUAUACCUCUUCCUAGGCAGUUCAUAGUCACUGAGGACGAGCUGAACACCGUGCUGUUCGAAGAUUCAGACUUCGAGGUUCCUAGGCGGUCUGCUUCUCCAUAUCCUCUCUUGGAGCUGCCUCACGUGCCGAGGAACAGCGUUUGCGAGGUGGCUGACAUUGCGGAGGAGGAUGAAGACGUUUGCAGGUCCAUUUCUCCUGUGCCUAGCGGUAAGAUUGAUGUCAUUUUGCGCAGCACCAGUCACGACACCACGGAGUAUUGGACUAAUAAGGUGCUGGUGGAGCCACCUGGUGGUCGGAAUUCUAAAUUGCGAUCUCAGCGGGUGAGGUCCAAGUCUGAACAUGUUGGGGAAACGCUAAUGGUUGAUGAGCAGUAUUUGGAUAGCCUGGAUGGUGUGGAUAAAGUUAAGAGUGUGCAGAAGUGUGGGGGUUCCAGAAGAUCAUUCAAGAAGAAAAAUAGUACAGAGAACAAAGCGUCUAAGGUUCAAGACAACUGUGAUGAUCAAUCAACUACAUCUGUUUUGACUCAUGCAGCUGAGGAGUUGAGGAAGGUUUCCUUAUCGGGAAAUAAAUCGGCAUUGGAAUGCAGUGAAGGAGUAGAGGAAAAACCUGGAGAGCCGUUUUGGUGCGCGGGUGCCGAAUCCUUCACCAUGGGAGACGUAGAGGUCAGCUCGAACUUCACCAUCACGGAGAAGAAGACGAAGAAAGUGAAGAAGACGACGAAGCAGCAGCGGCGGGGAAGCACCGAGACCAACGAGGUUACCAUUCAGGAGCUGAAGAAUGGCAAUCAGGGCGGCGAGUACACGAAGGCGAUGAACAAGGACUGGCACGGUCAGCACUUCUGUUGCUGGCAAUGCGACGAGAGCCUCACCGGCCAACGGUACGUCCUCAGAGACGACCAUCCGUACUGCGUCUCCUGCUACGAGUCGGUGUUUGCGAACGCGUGCGAGAAGUGCAGCAGGACGAUCGGCAUCGAUUCCAAGGAUUUGUCCUACAAGGACAAGCACUGGCACGAGGCGUGCUUCCUGUGCACCACUUGCGGCGAGUCCCUGGUGGACAAGCAGUUCGGAUCGAAAGGCGACAGGAUCUACUGCGGCAGCUGUUACGAUCAGCAGUUCGCUUCCAGGUCCAUCAGGUCCGUCAUGAGAUUCGCGAUAAGCGGAGUGGAAUUCUUCUUCUUCUUAUUCGUGGUCGAGUGCGAGGUGUAA